AUGACAUAUGCUAUCUCACUAAAGCGUCAAUAUGAACAAGAAACAUCAGAACAAGAAUAUGAAUUUUUAAAACAACAAAUUGCAUAUUACAAUUUACCAAGUCAAUCAUUUGAAUCCUCAACAAUAUCUCAUCAUCCGAUCAUUGAUUCUAUCCAAAAUUUAUCCGCUCAAGAAGCAUUAAUGAAACAAUUUAAAGAAGUUGCUAUACAAUCGAGAAUUACUUUAUUUAACAUAUAUCUGAAGUCAGCUGAAGAUCAACGAGAAGAAUAUAAAAAGAAACAUGAAGCUAACAUAAAGAAAAUGGAUGCAUCUCAACAUGCAUUGAAUCAAAAUGAAAAAUUGUCUUCAACAUUCGUAGAACUUAUUAAUGAACGUUGCAAUAAAAUUAGUGAUCGUAUUCAAUGCAUUUAUAAACAUAAACGCGAAACUUUCCAAUCGAAAUCAAAUUAA
This is a messenger RNA of Rotaria socialis, 450 nucleotides long. NCBI's taxonomy places the organism in Eukaryota, Metazoa, Rotifera, Eurotatoria, Philodinida, Philodinidae. The record is from the annotation of a GenBank genome assembly.